Molecule: messenger RNA, 1084 nt
Organism: Pollicipes pollicipes
Lineage: Eukaryota; Metazoa; Arthropoda; Thecostraca; Pollicipedomorpha; Pollicipedidae
Gene: Tango6
Product: transport and golgi organization 6
Exons: 5
Coding region: 15-776 (253 amino acids)
Biological process (GO): protein secretion
Source: RefSeq, a predicted model, not a curated record
CCUACCAGCGCGCCAUGUACGACCUGGUGGACCCGUUGUUGCCGGUGCGCGCGCACGCGCUAAUCGCGCUCAGCCAGCUGUUGGAGCGCCGAGACCCGGAGACGUGGCGCCACCGUCGCCAGCUGCUGCACGUGUUCCAGGAGAAGCUGUCCGACGACGACUCUUACGUGUACCUGGCGGCGGUGCGCGGCCUGGCGUGCCUGGCCGACCUCUGCACGGACCAGGUGGUGGCCGGCCUGUGCCAGCAGUACACGGCCGCCGAGCGCGACCCAGACACCCGGCUCAAGCUCGGCGAGGCCAUCGUGCUGAUGGUCCGCAACCUCGGCGACAUGGCGCCCCGGUACCGGGAGCGGCUGCUCGGCACCUUCCUGGCCGGCUGCCGGGAUGGCGACCACCUGCUGCGCGCCUCCAGCCUCUCCAGCCUGGCCGAGGUGUGCCGCCUGCUGCGUUUCUCGCUGGCCGGCGCCGUGCACGAGAUCUUCAGCUGCCUGUCAGCUCUGCUGGACACGGACCCGGCUCUGGAGGUGCGCCGCGCCGCCGUCCUCGUGCUCGCGCAGCUGCUCACCGGACUCGGCGUAGACGCCCUCAAGGUGCUGGAGGAGCUGCUGCCGGCGCUGUACCGGCGUCUGAAGGCGCUGCUGCGGCGGGAGCAUGACCCGGCCCUGCUGCACCACACACAGACGGCGCUCGACCAGCUGGAGCUCGCCACGAGGCAGCUGCUGUUCCCCAGCCGGCGGCUGGAGAAGCGCAUCACAGUGCUGGGCACGCCACAGUGACGGCCGCCGCCGGCGAUGCUCACUGCUCACCCUUCGUACCUGACGGAUGGUUUUCAUAAUACACCCUGCGCUUCAAGGGAUGGUGUGAAGGAAUAUCGUAUGGGGCCUCUAGCGAGCACAGAUAUCAUCAUCGGGAAAACGUGCUGAAAUUAGAGAUGCGUGCUGGUCUGGCAGGGGGACAAAGCCGGGGCUCUGGCGGUUUCGAAACCGAAUGUGUAUCUAGAACAAGGACAUGAAGCCGAAGUCGAAGCCUUAGCCGUUAGCUUUGAACUUUGGAGUUACGUUGCGGAAGCCAGUGUGUUUUUAAA